This is a messenger RNA of Lycium ferocissimum, 462 nucleotides long. RefSeq lists its product as uncharacterized. The transcript has a single exon. Lineage: Eukaryota; Viridiplantae; Streptophyta; Magnoliopsida; Solanales; Solanaceae. The record is from RefSeq and is a predicted model, not a curated record. The coding region runs from base 1 to 462 and encodes 153 amino acids.
AUGAGGCGUAGAGAAUUGAAAUUUGCUGUUGGUGAUAAGGUUUUCUUGAAAGUGUCACCUAUGAAGGGGGUAAUGGGUUUUGGCAGAAAGGGCAAGCUUAUUCCUCGCUAUAUUGGUCCUUAUGAGAUUACUAGAAGAGUUGGGAAGGUAGCUUGUGAGUUGAGAUUACCGGCUGAGAUAUACAUGGUUGAUCCGGUGUUUCACAUUUCGAUGUUGAGGUUGUAUAAACCUGAUCCUUCUCAUGUAUUAAACUAUGAAGAGGUUGAUAUUGAUGAAUCCUUGGCUUAUGAAGAAGAACCAGUUCGGAUUCUGGAUCGCCAAGUGAGAAGGUUGAGAACAAAGGAUGUUGCGUUAGUUAAAGUGCUGUGGCGAAACCAUAAUACUAAGGAAGCUACUUGGGAAGCGGAAGAGGACAUGAAUAAGAGAUAUCCUCACUUUUUUCCUAUUUUAGGUAUGAGUUAA